AUGCGUUCGAGGGGUGGGCAGCCGGAAGAACGGAGGGACGCGUGUGGAAGCUGUCAAUCGCUUGUCUCGGCCUUUUAUAACGUUCAUCUCGUGUUGCCUUGCUCCAGAAGCGACUGUUUUAUUAGGUUAUUGACACUUUUUGAAGGGUUUUUGUUGAAAAUUUGAGAAUUUUGACUUUUUUGAUGAAGAGAGCCCAGUUUUUUCUGUUUUCUGACUCUUACGAUGAUCUCUUCACUUCCAUUUUUGUAUUUAAAAUGAAAUUUGUAACAUUUAUCGUCAAAAAAUGGACCUAAUAAAAUAAUUUCAAGCCUAGAAAUGCGAAAAGUAGCAUCGAAUAGCUUGUCUCGGCCUUUUAUAACGUUCAUUUCGUGUUGCCUUGCUCCAGAAGCGAUAGUUUUAUUAGGUUAUUGACACUUUUUCGAAGGGUUUUUGUUGAAAAUUUGAGAAUUUCGACUUUUUUAAUGAAGAGAGCCCAGUUUUUACUGUUUUUUGACUCUUUCUAAGAUCUCUACACUAUCAUUUUUUUAUAUUCAAAAUGAAAUUUGUAACAUUUAUCGUCAAAAAAAUGGACCUAAUAAAAUAAUUCCAAGCCUUUAAACUCUUGCUUCAGCCCAUGUUCCAUUGCCUUAACAAGUUUUCCAUAUAUUUCCGGUCCAAAAAUUGGAAGAAAACGGUUGAAAAACGAAUUUUUCGCUUCUCUAGUGGUUUUUGACACUUUUUAGCUUUUAAAAUACAAGUUUUGACAUAUAUUAUCCCAAAAAUGAACCUGAUAAGAUUUUUAAAAAGCUUUCAAGCCUAAAAAAUUGAAUUAUAGCUUUAAAACGCCUUUUUUAGGCCUUUUAUAACGUUCAUCUCGUGUUGCCUUGCUCCAUAAGCGACUGUUUUAUUAGGUUAUUGACACUUUUUGAAGGGUUUUUGUUGAAAAUUUGAGAAUAGAGCCCAGUUUUUCCUACUGUAUGUUUUUUAGGAUCACUUUACAUACAUUUUUCAUUUUUCAAGAGAAAAUUUUAACAUUUUUAGUACCAAAAUGGACCUAAUAAGAUAAUAAAAAUCUUUCAAGCUUAAAAAUGCGAUUAGUAGCUUUUUUGUCGAAAAAUGGAAAUGUCAACUUUUAUAGAUCAAAAAAGAAACUCGUUUUCCCUUACCUGAGCCUUUUUUUGUUUUUAUUAAGAUCGGUUUUUUUCUCCAAGUUUACAUACAAAUAUAGAAUAAAUAUUCGAUAUGGGUUUUGAAAAAAACCCACUUUUUCGCUUCUCCAGUUGUUAUAGACACUUUUUUGCAUUUUGAGCGAAAGUUGCAAUAUUUUAGAACACACAUAUUGGUCUGAUAAUGUUAUAAAAUUAUUUUAAAAGGUAAAUAAUCUUUAAGGAAGCUUUGAAUAGCUUAUCUAACGCUUUUAUAACAGUCCUUUCGCGUUGCCCUAUUCCAGAAGAGACGGUUUUUUGACCUUUUUUUUGGUUUUUUGAAGGAAAGUAGUGAAUGAAAGGCGAAUUAUAUAUUUUUCGAAGAUUUCUGUCGAUUUUUCAAACAUUUCUGACAUUUACUUUGAGAAUGUUUCAGUUUAUGAAUUUUGGAACUGUGAUUGAGACUUGAUUCAUUUAAAAUUCGUUUGUUUGAGAUUUAGUGAAAAAUAUGGAAAAUUUGAGUAUUUUUCCUGCUCCAGAGACAAGUUCAUUAGGUUCUUAACAUUUUAUGGAACUUUAAUAGUUUUUUUUUAUUUGAGGAUUUCAUUUUUCUUAUUCCUUUUUGACAAAAAUGUUGUUUAUUUUUAAAUUUAUUCCAUUUUCUCUAAUCAGAAUCCUCUUCGCUUGUACUUUCAGAAAGUGGGUAUUUGAAAAAUGGAAGUUUACUGGAUUUAUAACUCGAAAAAAGGGCUGUAAAAGGUUGUCUGGGCCUUUUACAACGUCUUACUCGCUCCAGAGACAAUUUUUGAGGUUCUUAAAAUUUUUCGAUUUUUCAUGGUUUCUUUUCGUUUGAAUUCAAACUUCUAGUCAUUAUUAUGUUAUUUUCCUUGUAAAAUGAUUUUUAAUUGAAAGAUUGUUAUUUUGUUAUUGCGAAAAUGCAAAAAUAUGUAAAUCUGAAGGAUUAUUCACUUUAUUUUCCCAUUUGCCUCUUUUUUCUCUUUCUUUGUUCGGAAUUCCCGUUUAUAAACCCGUUCGUUUAUGAUUUUUCACAAGUUGAUUCAUUAUUCUAAAAGUCAAUUUUUUUCAGAUUAGACCGUACUAAUUUGGAAAAGAUGUUGUAACGGCUCUUCGAGCAGAUUUAUGGACACUUAUUAUCGAAAAACCCAGACGACUUUCUUUUUUGGGCCAUUUUUUAAAAGUUCGAGGUUUGUUGAUUGGUUUUUUGGUUGAAAUGUGUCAUUAUUGAACUAAAUUUGAAAAAGAAACAUAAUUUUAACGUUUUUUUCAAAAGAUAUCUAAAAGUAAAUUCUAGAAAUUUCCAAGAUUUUUACACGAAGAAAAAGGCUUCUUUCUCACGACAAUUAAUAGAUUAAUUAGUGAAGUUUUUCUCAGGAACCAAUUAAGCAUUUGUCGAUUUAGCAGUAACAGAAAUUUUAUAUUCAAAAUAGAUAUGACUUUCAGAAGAAAAAUCGUGGAAAUCAAUAUUAUUUGUGAUUUCAAUAUUUGCCCUUUUUCCGACAGUCAGUUGAAGCUGCCGAAGAUUUUGAUAAUGAGGUUGGUUUAUUUAUUUUUUUGUUGUGGUUGAUUUUUUUCCUCUUUUCUUUCUUUUUGUUCUUGAUUUUUUUCCGGUUUUUUUAUCCUGAAGUUUGUACUAUGAAAUUUUUGAAGUAAGGUUUUAUCAGCGAAAAAUUGAAAAAUCAUGCUAAUUUUUUUUAGCUUUUUCUAAUCUCGAAUCUCUUAAAACCUGACCCUUUUUUCAUUCAUUUUUUCAGAGAUCCGAAAAAAAAUCUGUCACAAGUUAUUAAGUUAUUCGAAAGUUAGAGAGCGUUAAAAAUGGGAGGGUGGACAUUUUUUUCUCUGAUAGCUCUCUCGUUUACCAGUGCUCUCUAACUUUUGAAAAUUCAGACCUAUACACACAGAGUUUCUGACAAAUUUUAGAAUAUUGAAAAUUAUUAUCCUUUGAUCGAGUUAUAGCCCAUUCCGCGAAAAAUUGUUUCUAUCUUUAUUUUCCUCCGAGUUACAGAGCCCUUUUAUGAAUCUUCGUUUCGAUGCGCUUAACAUGGAUCUCUGCAUGCGCCUUUAAUAUAACAAAAGUUUUGGGCCGAAUCAAAGGCAGGUUAUUAAAGGCGCAUGCGAAACAAAGAGGCAGAUAAAACACACUGAAGCGAAGUUCGUCCUGAAAUUCAGGGUGGGGGGUUAAUGAAAACGGUGACAAGCUUUCGCGAAAUCGAUGAAAUAUCAACAUAACAAUGAUAAAUACAGGCGUCGCAAACGCAAUCCUCACUAGCGACGUCGUUCCGGCGCUCGUACGCCAACGAAUGGGCCGUUCGGAUCGCCGGCGGCCAGGCGAAAGACGCCGAUCGCCUCGCUCAGAAGUACGGGUACACUAAUAUGGGCGUUGUGAGUUUCUACUUUUUCUUCUCCUUCUAUCUAGUUUCUUGUAUUUAUCCGCAUUCUGACUUGAGCCAUCGAAAAACGGGUCUCGAAACGAUUUGAAUGGUUGGUGUGGAGCCUAGACAGGCCACGCCCCUUUGGGUUCCAAGAAUAUUCAAAAAAUAGAGAAAAAAAAUGUAUUUUUUGUCGAUUUCACAUUUUUUCAUAAGAAAAACUCUAGAGGGCACUCAGAAAAGUCAAGAGAACUUGAGUGAUCACUUAAGGACUUUCUUUCAAAAAUUACCUUCCUAGGGUGCAUUGAAAAGUUCUUUUGAGGUUUAAGAUUGAAGUUAUUGCUUGAGUGGACCCUUGAGGAUUCCAAGGAGUCACUCAAGGGGUUAAUUUUUUUAAAAUCAGAACCGAAUCGACUUUUGAUGCAUUUUUAUGUUGGAAAACCAGAAAAGAGUCUUUUUUUACAAAUAUCUCUUAAGGGGCCACUUGGUUCAAUAUCUUUUGGGUUUCCAGUAUGUCUUGGCUUCUUCUUAAGUGACCACUUUAGAUUUCAAGAGACCUCCAAUUUUUUUAAAUCAGGAUCGAAUCAAUUUUUACUGCAAAUUCAAGCGGAAAAACAGGAAAAGAGUAUUUUUCAAAAUUUCACUCAAGUGGCCACUUGAUUCUUUCUCUUUUGGGUUUCCUGUAAGUCUUGGCUUCUUCUUAAGUGACCACUUGAGGUUUUUAGAGACCUUCAGUUUUUUUAAUUACAAUUUUUACUACAUUUUUAUGCGGGAAACCAGAAAAAAAGUCUUUUUCGAAAUAACACUCAAGUCGCCACUUCGUUCAGUUCAAGUCAUCUCUUUUGUUCCUCCUUAAGUUAUCACUUGAGAUUUUCGAGUAAUUCCUCUAUUUUUCAUUUCAAAAAGUUUCUGUACAUUUUUCAUUAGAUCGUUGAGUCAAAAAAUGGGCGUGGCCUGCCAAUAGGGAAUAAGUUCGUUGGAGCGAAUUUGAACUGAUAAUUUUCAACUGGAAAAAGCCGUUUAAAAACGAAAAAAUAUUGAUUUUUUUUCCAGAUCAUUCCGGGUGAAGAUUAUUAUUUGUUUCGAAAUCAACAGGGCCGGGCGAGGUCGUCGCGAAAAUCGCGAAGUUUACAGGCCAACCAUUUACAGCACGACGCCGAGGUCUUGCAGUGUCCGAAUGUAUUUAAAAUGCGACCAGUUUUCCAGGUGCUUUGGAUUGAGCAGCAAGUUGUGAAGCGGCGUGUGAAGAGAGGGUACAGGAAGACCAGAAAUACUGAUGUUUGUUGACUUUUUUUUUGGGGUGGAAAAACUUUUACUGAAGAAAGGCAGAGUGGUCCCUAGAGGGGAACUUAAAGGGUCCACUUGAGGGAUCGCCUCAGCUUCUUAGGGCGGGGGACGGCGAUCAUAGGGGCACUUGAAGGUUCCACUUGAGGGAUAAGGGAAGAAAGCUCGUGCUUAGGAACGCCAAUUUGGUCCCUAGAGGGGCGAUCUUAGGGGCACUUGAAGGGUCCACUUGAGGGACCACUUUAGCUUCCCCUAUAGGGGUGCUAAAGCUUGCGGAAGUGGCCCCCUUUGGGAGUCUUAAAGAAGACAAAACCUUGGAGACCACUGUAGGGACCCCUUAAGCUUUAGGAGCCUAGAGGUCAUCCCUAUAGGGACCACCGAUUUUACCCCUCUAGGGAGCACUUUUUUGUAAACUUGAGGGAUAAGGGAAGAAAGCUCCUAUUUAGGUAAGCCAGAGUGGUCCCUAGAGGGGUAAUAAUAGGCGCACUUGGAGGUUCCACUCUCACCUUACCUACUUUUUAUGGGUUACGGAAGCUUGCAAAAGUGGUCCCUUUAGGGGAGUCUUUUCAACUUUCAAAUGAAGCAAAAAACGUGAAGAUCACUAUAGGGACCACUUGAGCUUUAGGGACCUAGAGGGCAUACCCGAAACGUCGUAUAGGGGCUCUAGGAAGCCCUAUUUUGUCCCCUAUAGGGGCUUUUUUCCCUAACCCCUCUAGUGACCACUUUUUGAGAGGAAAACCAUGAAAAGGAUGUUUUUUUUUAACAGAAACUCAUUUCUGGAUCUCCGAUCUUCAAAAAUCAGAUUUUGGAAAAAAUUAUCCUUUUUUUUCCAGAGCAAUCAAAUACUGGAAGAUGAGGGUGCGAUGGUGAGCAAAUCGCGAAACCGGAAACAUCCCGAUCCCAAUGACCCAUUGUGGACCGACAUGUGGUAUUUGGUGAGUUUUGGACCACCUCUGACCUGUCUGCGCCCUCUUUUCUCUCACUGGGAGGAGUCAUAGACUCUAUUAAAAUGAGAGGGUGCAGAGAAAUAAGGACUUUUUAUUUUGACUCGAAAAAUCUAGAAAAAUGUGCAGAAAAUGCCAAAAAAUGGAUAAAUUAAAACAAACGUACUGGAAAGUCUGACCAUAAGUACACGAGAAAAAAAUUUCCCACUAAAAAUUUCAAAAAAAAGUAAUUUUUUUAAAAACUCAUAUAGGAUUUUUUUCUCUGUUGAAAUGUUUAAAAUGAACUUUUUCAAGUUGAAAAAAAUAUACCUCUUAGAAAUAAGUUUCAGCUGGCUCGUAUAAAUACAUCAUUACUCUGUCUUUUCGUUAAAUUCCAAAGAAACUGAGCUUUUCUAACAGGUCUGCGCUCUCUUUUCUCUCACUAAAAGGAGUCAUAGACCCUAUUAAAAUGAGAGAGUGCAGAGAAAUGAGGAAAUUUCAUUUUGGCCUGAAAAUUUUGACAAAAAAAGAAAAUUCGAAAAAAUUCCUUACUCAAGAAUUGAGCUAUUCUGACCUGUCCGUGCCCUCUUCUCUCUCGCCUGCGGGGUUAUAGAAACAUGAAAUAGCAUGGAAAGAUGAGAGGGCUGUCGAGAAACGAGGAGAGUCGCAAAAAACGGACAAUAUCCUAUAUGAGCCUAUCAUCCUCAAACUGAAACAAUCUGACCUCUCUACGCUCUCUUUUCUCUCGCCUGAGAGGCCAUAGAAACAUGAAAUAGCAUGGAAAGAUGAGAGGGCUGUCGAGAAACGAGGAGAGUCGCAAAAAACGGACAAUAUCCUAUAUGAGCCUAUCAUCCUCAAACUGAAACAAUCUGACCUCUCUACGCUCUCUUUUCUCUCGCCUGAGAGGCCAUAGGAACGUGAAAAUAGCAUGGAAACAUGAGAGGGUCGCCGAGAGACAAGGAGAUUUUCAAAAAGCGGACUAUACCCUAUAUGAACCUAUCAUCCGCGAAUCGGAACAAUCUGACCUCUCUGCGCUCUCUUCUCUCUCGCCUUUUAAUAUGAAAAUAGCAGGGAAACGAAGAGAGAUUAGAGAAGCCACAGAUUCCUAAAAGAAUGCAAAAUAAAUGAUUUUUCUCCCUUCAGAAUCGAGCCGACACGACGGGGUUCACGAAAAUGGACCACAAUGUGAAGGAGGCCUGGGACCUCGGAUACACGGGAAAGGGAGUCGUCGUGACGAUUCUGGACGACGGCCUGGAAAGGACUCAUCCCGAUAUUGCUCCUAAUUAUGUAAUUUUUCGAUUUUGAAGCUUCAUAUCAAGAUCUGACAUGAAAAUGUGACAGAAAAAGUUGAAAAAUCCAAAAAAAAAGUUUUUUUUCAAGUUGACGAAUCUUCUUAUAAGUGCUGCGCUUCUGAAAAUCCAGAAGUUUCGAGACUCAGAGCAUUUUGGUCGCAUUUGGAAUGGCUCAGGGCGUCACGCGACUUUAUAAGCUUCGCGCAAGUCGUUUCGAGUCGGACGCGUCUAGAAAAAGCCUCUUCUCUAUUCUGUACCAUGUACAGCCUGUGUACCACGACUUGGAAUUUCAUCAAACGACGUUCCGCUGUGCCGCUGCGCGCCUUUGCGAACAUUGGUCGCGCUUUUAAUUUUUUUUUUUCUUUUUUCAACGUACUCUACUUUCCUGUGCUCCCACAGCAAUAACAAUAAAUUAAAAGCGUGACCUAGAUUCGAAAGACGCUUCGCGAACGCACGCAGCGGAACAGCGGAAUGUCGUUCCGUGAAAUUUCAAGUCGCGGCACACAGACUAUUAUCAUAUAGUCAAUGUUUCCCGACUUGAAAGGCGAGGGAGGCGGGGCAAGGGGCGGGACGCGUAGCGUGUGCGUACGCGGUUCUUGGCGCCAGUUCAAUUCAAUCGCCGCCGACUAUUUAAAAAAAGCUCGGCCACCGCUCUUUUUUCUGUAUUUUUCUUCUAUUUUUUUGAUGCACACAUGAACAUAAUCAAUGAAUAAUUGAAAAACAAGUGAAAAGAGCAAUAAAUAAGCUCUCUGAAUGCUCGCUAGCGGUUGAAUUGAACACGUGCCAAGAACCGCGUACGCACACGCUACGCGUCCCGCCCCUUGCCACGCCUCCCACGCCUUUCAAGUCGGGAAACAUUGACUAUAUGAUUGAUUGGUAUAAAUAAAUAAAAAAUCAUUCCAAAUGCGACCAAGAGCUUUUAUUUUGAGAUAGUCGAGUGGAGUUAACAUUUUUCAAAAAUAUUUGCAGGACCAACGAGCGUCCUACGACGUGAACGACCGGGACGACGAUCCGAUGCCUCGUUAUGAAUAUUCCGAUGAAAAUCGACAUGGAACAAGGUGAUAUUCCAGUUUCAAUGGGCAAUGAAAGACAUCCAUUAAUACUUGUAGUGUUUUGAGUUUGUUUUGACCGACUGAAGGUAUGUCAAGUGAUCAUUAUAGGGAUAAGUGGGAGAAGUUGAAGAGAAAAAAUCAAGACCUUUUUUAGGCUAUUAUAAAGCUUUUACAGCCGUGAAUAUGUGUAGAUUCGGUGCUGGGAAAAGUUGACCAACUGUAAAAAGAACGCUAAGUGAUCACUACAGGGAAACGUGAGAAAAUUUAAAAAUAUAGCCCGUUCACGGCUGGCUUGGGACAGCGAACGGGCGGUUUGAUUUUCGUGGCGGCGGUAGAUCAUGGCGACUAUCCAUGCGCCUUUCAUCAAAGCCCCAUUUUAUGAGUUAUUUUUUUUUUCUCUUAUUGAAAAUCUGAAACCAAUGAAAUGAAUGUAAACAUAAAAUAAACUCAAUAGAAACAGAAAUAAUUCACCAAAUGAGGCUCUUAUUAAAGGCGCAUAUUUGACCGCCAUGAUCUACCAUCGCCGUGAAAGUGAAACCGCCCGUUCGCUGUCCCAAGUCAGUCAUGAACGGGCUAUAAAAACCAUUACAUUCCGUUCAUGUGUUCAUAGGGCACCUGUUGAAAAGUAAAAAAGAACCUUCGUUCUGAGAAAAUUUGACCAGUUGUAAAAGCAUUUUCAAGUGAUCACUAUAGGGAAAUGAUAGGAAAAUUCAAAAAAUCGCAAGCCCUCACAUUUUUAUCAAUGAUAUUUUCUUCUCAGAUGCGCCGGAGAAGUGGCCGCCAUUUUCAACAACAGCCUUUGCAUUGUUGGAAUUGCCUACAAUGCGAAUAUUGGAGGUGAUUUUCGUGAAAAUCGGCUUUAAUUUCUGGAAAAUUGGACUGGGAAGGCUAUAGAAGUUCAAAAAAGCUAGUUUAUAGUGAAAAUUGAUCAAUAAGUCAGAAAUUCCGAUUAAAAAUAGCUCGAAAAUCCACAAAAUCUCGAAAAUUUCAGCUCAAGGACCACUUAAAAUUCAAAUUUUUCAAAUUUUUCACAAUUUUCAGUGUCGAAAACGAAUUUAGAAGUUUUCUGAAUAAAAAUAUCAUUUUUUAGGGAUCCGAAUGCUUGACGGCGAUGUCACGGACGCCGUUGAAGCCGCCUCCGUCGGCCAUAAUUCGGAUUAUAUCGAUAUUUAUAGGUUCUAAUCGAUAUUUUCUCCCCAUUUCAUCAAAUAUUACUGUUUCAGCGCAUCUUGGGGUCCGGAUGACGACGGAAGAACCGUAGAUGGACCGGCUAAAUUGACGAAAAACGCCUUUGAACGAGGAAUUACGACUGGAAGGAAGGGGAAGGUGCUGAAAUAUAUGUGAUUUGAUGAAUAAAAACGCAAAAAAGUCUUAAAAUCAAGGCAGUUUUAAUGUGAAUUCUAACAAGAAUUAUCAAUUUCAGUGCUCACUUAAUUCAUGCAAAAAAACCGAAAAUUUCUAUAUAUUUUUGCGAUUUUAUUCAUAUAUUUCAGUUUAACCUUUUUUUCUGGUGAAAUGAAAAAAAUUUUUCAUUUGAAAUCAAUGAUUUAGACAAUUACAACAAAAAAAUUGAUAAAAUUCGAAAAAGAAUAUUUUUAUCGAUUGGCGAUGAUGACAAACGACGCUCCACUUUACGGUUAGCGUUGGAGCGCAGAUUCACAAAUUUACUGCAUUUUUCGAAAAUAUUUUUUAUUUUCGAUCUUUUUUUCCAUUUUCAAUUUCAUUUAGUUUUUUUUUCAGGGUAGUAUCUUUGUGUGGGCGUCUGGAAAUGGAGGCAAAGAUGCGGAUUCGUGUAAUUGUGACGGGUAUACCAAUAGGUUUGUAGAUUUUUGCGGAAAAUUUAUUAAUGUUAGUUUUUUCUUUUUCGAAUGUUUCUGUAUUUUUUUGUAUAGAAAGUUGUUAAUUUUUUUGUAAAAUCUAAUAGAAAGUACCUAUAAGCAAAAAUUCGAAGGUGUUUUUUUAGAUUUUGAUAGAAGAAAUUGGAUAAUUUCUCGAAGAGGUUUAAUUAUUUUUUUUUUUCGAUAUUUGAGGCAUUCUAAAACAGUCUCAUUAGAUACUGUUGUCUUGAAAUUGUGUUUUGCAGUUUUUUCUAACACUUUUGGACUUUUAAAAAUUAUUUUUUUUCAUGCCGUGUUCAAUUUGAUGCAAAAUACUCGUUAGAGAAAGGAAAAGAUCACUAAAUUUCGGAGAGUCAGAGAUCAUUUUGCAUUUCGCGGAAUCAAAUUGAACACGGCAUUACAAAUUCUGAAGGCUUUUUGCAUAGAAUUUUCUAAAUUCAAUGAUUUUUACCCUUUUCAGCAUCUACACUCUCUCGAUCUCCUCAGCGACGGAAAACGGCAACAUUCCGUGGUACUCCGAGGCGUGCAGCAGCACUCUAGCGACCACUUACUCGAGCGGGGCGACCGGCGAGAAAAUGAUCGUGACGACGGAUCUGCACCACGCCUGCACGAAUAUGCAUACCGGGACCUCGGCCUCGGCUCCCCUGGCCGCUGGAAUUGUUGCCCUCGCCCUGGAGGCCAAUCCCAACCUCACCUGGCGUGAUUUACAGGUGCUCCUUUGGGGAUCUAUACAUUCUUGUCAAUUUUUCUUGAAAAAAAAAUAGAAAAAAAAUUGUGGCCACUAUAGAGGAUCGCCAAGGACUACUUGGAGAAGACACUUAAGUGGCCACUAAACCCACUUCUAUAGUGGACACUAUUUUCCGUUUUAGUGGCCACUUCAGUAUUUUUUCAUCCAGUAUUCCUUCCACUAAUUCUGAUAAUUUUACUACAAACAGAUUGGACCAGUUAUGUUGAUUCAUUGACCCCUAAAGUGGCCACUAAAUUUUUUAGUGGUCUAGUAAGAGCGCUUGGACCUCUAUAUUGGCCACUAAUUUUCAACUCCUUAAGUGGCUAAUAAUUUGACUACUCUAGUGGCCACUAAAACGUCAAAACCCUAUAGUGGCCACUAAAAAUUUUCCCAGUCGGUCACUUUUUAGAAACUCUAUCAUGAUCAAACGGUCGAGAAGAAAUUUUUGGUGAUUUUUAGAUACAUUCAUCUUUAUAGCAUCUACCUAGAGUGAUCUUUUUGAUCUGGUGAUUUUUGAACAAAAGUUUUUUUAGCUCAAAUAUGUCUUACUUUUUUCAUUUGACUAAAUUUAGAGGUCUCAGAGGGUUUUCUCUUGGUUUUUAAGUUUUGAAUUGAAAUUAGGAACCUUCAGAAUAGUCCAGAAUCCAAAUUUCCUGGUAAAAAAAUUUACAUUUCCUGUUAAAAAAAUUUACCGAGUUUAGAAAUCUUGUAGGGGAUUUUUCUAUCAAGAAAUAUAAGUUUUUUUAUUUCAGCACAUCGUGAUCAGAACUGCAAAGCCGAUAAACCUGCGAGCCGGCGAUUGGGUGACGAACGGCGUUGGCCGGAAUGUUUCCCACUCUUUCGGGUUCGUUUUUCUCUCAAUUUUCACUUCCUAAAUAAAAAAUAAUGGGUUAUCAAUUUUUGACUUAGGGAGGGUUCUCAGCUCAUAGUGGGACUUUCGUAUGAGACUAGGCUCACUAGAGGCAGUUUUUCACGUUUGUUCUGAAUUUUUGUUGAAAAGCUGCUCUAGAGGCCUAUGGAAAGAGCUAGGGGCUGUGAAAGUUAUAAAAUUUUGGCGUUUAAGAAAAUUUUUGGAGGGUUUAUAUAGAUCCUGUCCCACUGGUAACAGGAAACCAAUUAUUUCUCAUCUAGGAAGGUUUUUGAGCCUAGGUAUGAUUUUCCAAAGCUAUAGUGAGACUUAUUCCAAUUUACCUUCUGAAAAAAGACUUUUUCUAUCGAUGAUGUUGCAGAUACGGCCUCAUGGACGCCGGCGCGAUGGUCAAAAUGGCGAAAAAUUGGCGCCGAGUCGAUGAGCAGCACCGCUGUCGGCAGUUCUACCCCGCUAGAUUCAAGUCCGUCGAUUCUCAAAAAAUUUGAUAGAAAACUUUUAAAGAGAGUUCAUUUCAAAAAGAGACUGAUUAUUUGAACUAAAAGUCUGUACGUUUUCAGGAAAUGUGAGAAAUAUUAUGAAAAGCUAGAAGUCCAAACGUGUAGUCGAUUCCGUGUAAAAUCUUCACUCGAAGUGGUCGCUCUCAUUCUGAGGCUUCCACCUAGAGCACGGUCUCCGGGCUCCAGCACAAGAUCUGCUACAUUCUGAGCUCGUCAAGGCGCAACUGGAUGGACUACGCGCAGAAGGACGAGGCGAAGGACCGUAAGACCAUGCUUUCAACUCUUUCGACUACACGUUUGGACUUCUAGCUCGCCAAAGGCGGUUGUUCGUUAUAGCUUUUAAAGUUCUUGUUCACCGCCUAGUCGAUUACAUCAGACUAAAACAACAAAAUAAAUGAUUUGAUUGAUUGAUUGAAAAUGAACCAGAUUAUUUAAAAUUGAGUACUGCCCGUCUCAUUUGAUGACCUCCAUUUCUUGAAAAAAGGGCUUACGAAAAUUCACUUUUAAGAACAAGUUUGUUUCAAAAAAGAGGCUGAAAAUCAAAUUUCAUCUUGAAAUUGGAGUAUAACCUUGGUUUUUUUUUUUGCAUUUGUGCAUUUAUCUUAAAACUUUUAUUUUAGUGCUUUCAAAAGUCCCUGUAGCUUUCUACUCCUCGCCUUUUAUUUUUUUCUCAAAUUUCGCUCGACCAACUGUAAUGUUGAGUCAACGUUUGUUUUAUGUGAUGAGAGAGAUGUCUUUUAACAAAAUUUACAAGAAAUUUCACGAAAAACCUCCUUUUGAUCUAUGGAGAUUAAAACAGAGAUUGCCUUUUUCCAGGACGAUUCCCCAUGGAAAUCGGCUCCAACUGCAGCUCUACACUGACGGCUGUUACCUGGGCCGUCAAGGGGAACGUGUGACUUUCGUCGAACACGUCCAGGCCAUCAUUUCCUUAAAGGCGCCGAAGAGAGGCGACAUACAGAUUUUCCUCACUUCUCCUUCGGGUUCGAAUUUGGUUUUAGUACCAUUAGUUCAAGUACUGGUUAAAUUUAAAUUGUCACAAAAUAAUUCCAUUUAGGUACUUUCUUAAAAUUUUCAAAUUUGACUUGAAAGAGGUAUGCCAGAGGAUCUUUCUAUGAGCAAAAAUAAUUAUCUGAUUCAUUCAAGGCGUUCUUUCACCGACGCCCACUUUUUCUCCGUAAAGUGUGGUGUUUCAUGUGCAUGCACCGCGCCGCUUUCGCGCAGAAAAUUGCGUUUUUGUAGAGAUAAUUCAAUUCGUGUCAAAGAUCUCUGGUAAUAUGGCGGCUUGUGCCUUUAAAAAGCUCUGCCAUUCUCAUGACGUCCCGUGGGAGAGUUAGACUCCGCUCACCGUUUUUUUAGUUUCGCAUAUUCUUCCACUAACAAAAACGCGGUGAAAAAUGAAAGAUGUAUAUAAAAAUUAUCAGUUUUGCUCUAAAUAACCUCCAAAUUCCAUCAGUUAUGCAUUUGGAAGAAUCUGACAGCAUCAAAAAAAUCAAUUUUGAGAAAAAGAAGGUCAGAUCCACGUAGUAGACAAUGCUACAGCGGCCGGUCAAUAUUGCGCCGUCAGGGAAAAUCUUUUUAAUAUUUGUUUCUUUCAGCAACUUGUUUCUCGAGGUCACAAGAUCAGUCACAAAAAGUACACAAGAUUUCAUUUUAUUACCAGAAAACCCUAUCUAAGUUUCCGUAUUACGACCGAGUUGUCUUCAAAUUUUUACUCAUUUUCAUCGUCAAGAAAUUUUUCUCAACGUUUUAGCCCUGUUCAGAAAUAAAUAGGAGGGUUAUUUUUCCAGGAACACGGUCGACGCUUCUGACGAAACGAGCCAGAGACACGAGCCGCAGCGGAUUCACGGACUGGGCUUUCAUGACGACCCACAGCUGGGGAGAACAGGCUUCCGGGCUUUGGAUUCUUGAGAUCGACAACGAUGGAUGGGACGGUAGGACUUGUCAUUAUCUUUUUGAGGAGAGCAUUGAAAUACUUUGGUACGAAAUCCGCGUUUCGAAAUCCUUUUUCAAGCGAUAAUUUAUCGAAAUAUUGCCGAAUGACGUCAAGUGGGAAGUUUUGACUCCGCCCACCAGUGUUUUUUAUUUUGCAUUUUUUUUACACUAACAAAAAGCCUGUGAUGAUCUCUUCGGUUUUUGAAUUUCAAGUGACGUCAUUUAAAAACGCUCGGAUUGGUUCAUAGCGCCAUUAGGGGCGGAGCUUGAGCGACUACUUGACUUUCAAACUCUGGAAGAACCUCGAAAAUCCUAAGGAAAGAAAAAAAGUUCGGAUCUUCUUCAUUUUGAAAAAAGAGAAAUGAAAAAAAGCGUUAGUGACCCUAUAGGGGGAGGUAGAGUGUUCCCUAGAGGGGUAGCCUUCAAGGAGCCCUCUAGGGGCCACUCUGGCGUUCCUAAGUAUCCUUUAAUCAGGUCUUGAAAAAAAAAUUUCAUCAAAAUAUGACCCGGGUCCAUAACGAUUCCCUUGUCACAAGAAAAAUAGUGAAAAAGUCGAUUUUUCAGACUCGGAGCUCAUCAAAUGGGAAUUGGUGCUCUACGGCACUGAAACGGAGACCACCGACACCGGCGGACAGCACGCGGCGUCCCUCUCCGCCCGGUCCAUCGACCCCAACAUGAUGAUGGUCUCCUCCAUCUCCUCGUCGUCUGACCUCUCCGUCAUCCCCAUUCUAUUUCUCAUCAUCUUCUUUUUCUCCUGA
Caenorhabditis auriculariae is the source of this 14685-nucleotide messenger RNA. The record is from the annotation of a GenBank genome assembly. Lineage: Eukaryota; Metazoa; Nematoda; Chromadorea; Rhabditida; Rhabditidae.